This is a messenger RNA of Salmo salar (Atlantic salmon), 6550 nucleotides long. Its product is annotated as cyclic AMP-responsive element-binding protein 3-like protein 3-B. NCBI's taxonomy places the organism in Eukaryota, Metazoa, Chordata, Actinopteri, Salmoniformes, Salmonidae. The record is from RefSeq and is a predicted model, not a curated record. Gene Ontology annotation, molecular function: RNA polymerase II cis-regulatory region sequence-specific DNA binding; DNA-binding transcription factor activity, RNA polymerase II-specific. Gene Ontology annotation, cellular component: nucleus. Gene Ontology annotation, biological process: regulation of transcription by RNA polymerase II.
UCCUUAGUUGUCAGUCUUUCCCUGGCAAUCAAAUCUUUACAAACUGGCCAAUGGGAUGACAGCCCUGGAGUUGAUUACUGGGUGUGCUAUGUUGGAGUUUAAACUUUGGACCUCAGAACAAGAGCAAGGAGAUACAGUAGAGACAUGGUCAUCUGGAACAGAGCUCCUUCACAACAAAGGAAACAGAACAUUUAACUGGAUUUUUCUUAUUUUGGGGAGUUCUGUCCUGUGCCACCCUAGUGCUGAAAUUAUGGACCACUAUUCAGACCAGGGUUGCGACGGGAUUGAGCUGCUUGAUUUGCUGUUUGAUCAAAACAAUGGCAUCCUCCGUCACGAGGAGAUGGGACACCAUGACAACCAUGCCUGGCCAAUCCACGAGCCAAACGUGCUGCGUCCAGCAGAGCAACAGAGCGAGGACUUCCUGAACGCCCUCCUGAGUGGCAGUGACUCAGUGUCGGGGUCCCCCCUGUGGUCUCCCUCUCCUAGUGACAGUGGCAUCAGUGAGGACCCGCACUCAGAUCAGAUGGACAGCCCCCAGCGCCCUGAGAGCCCUCCCAUGGAGCCCCACUUCAUCCCCUCUCAGCCACAAACCAAGGCCACCCUGGAUGCCAACUUCUCCAUUGAUAUCAAUGGCUGGGACUCAGGCUUCUACCCAGGCAGGACUGGGGGGACAGAGUGUUCCUCUGAUGUACACACAACCCAGCUGUCUUCUGGCUUUCCCCUCACUGUCAAGGACCUACUGCUCUCUGGCACAUCUGAUCCGCCCCCACAGCAUUCCCAACAGUCCUUCCAAGAGUUGAUUCUUAAUGAGGAUGAGAAAAAACUGCUGGCCAAGGAGGGGGUGACUCUGCCUAGCCAACUACCUCUCACAAAGUAUGAGGAGAGGAUUCUGAAGAAAAUUCGCAGAAAGAUCCGGAAUAAGCAGUCAGCUCAGGAGAGCAGGAAGAAGAAAAAGGAAUAUAUUGAUGGUCUGGAGAGCAGGAUGGCUGCCUGCAACACACACAACCAGGAGCUACAGAGGAAAGUGUUCCAGCUGGAGAAAUGCAAUACGUCUCUGAUGGAGCAGCUGCACAGGCUGCAGACUCUGGUCAUGGGCGGCUCCAAAAAGACCGCCCAGACUGGGACUUGUGUCCUGGUACUGCUCCUGUCCUUCUCCCUCAUCCUCUUCCCCAGCCUGAACCCUUUCACCAAGGUCAGCCAAGGAGGGGACUUCAGUCCAGUGAGGGUCCAGUCACGGUCCCUGCACAACCUCCAGUCCUCCAGAGUGCUGCAUGUGAUUGAUCAGCCGUACCAAACUGCAGAUGACAAGGCCAAGCCUUCAGACCACCAUGUCCUGGGAGACCAGGGUGUGGAUGAGAUUAUGUCUCUGCUGGGUAAACUGGGCACCGGUCACGGCAGCCAAGGACUGCCCAAUUUUGACACUAUGUCUCAAAAUAAUAGCAUGGACGAGCAAGUCCAUUUCCAGGGAGACCCCAUUACUGGCCAUAUAGCUACAGUGACUUGGAAUCCACACCGCAGAGCCACACUACGCCCACAUGCUGAUGACAUGUGAUUUGGAGAGAGUAUUCCCAGCAGGAUUCCUCUGUUCUGCUCCCAUCUCCAGAAACUUCAUAUGAUGAAACAAAGUAGCACAUGCCUAAGGCUCUUGUUUAAACUAUGAGUUAGGGAAUAAUAAAUACAUUAUUUUGUCUGUUAUAUUAUAUACAGUUUGUGUAUAUAUAUAUACAUAACAAACAAGAAAAAAAAGAAUAUAUAUAUAUAUAUAUAUAUACCCUACAUGUAUAUGCUUUUUUUCUUCUUUGUUAUUCUGUUUUGUAUUGUUUUAAUGUGACGCCGCCACAUUAUGUCUGGGCUCACUUGAACCUGGUAAGUUCUGGGUCCCGUUUGUGUAUGUACGGUCCAUCUUGUCCAUUUCCCUCCCCUUCUGUAGUCUCGCACCAUCACUUCCUGUCCCGUUUGGAGAUGGCGCUCCCGGCCACCGGAGAGCAUCUUGUCUUGUUUGUUCAGCACUUCAUUACGCCUGUUUGGCUUCAUGAUGUCCAGCUGUGUGCGGAGAGGCCUCCCGAACAUCAGUGCAGCUGGGCUUUCAUUUGUCAUGGCAUGUGGGAUGUUUCGGUAGGAUGGCCUGGAACCUGGCCAGUUUUGUUUGCAAAGUCCCUUCGUCUCGUUUUGCUGCACGGAGUCCUUGCUUUAGGGUUUGCACAAAGCGUUCUGCCAGCCCAUUGGUGGCAGGGUGGUACGGAGCUGAGGUUGAGUGUUUGAUUCCAUUUACUGACAUUAAUCUUGUAAACUCGUCACUUACAAAAGCUUGCGCGUUGUCACUUACCAGCUGCAGCGGCAAUCCGAAGCGUGCAAAUGUUGUUUUGAGACACUCUAUCGUCUGAGCUGAGGUGGAGUCAGUGCAAAACACCUCUGGCCAUUUGGAAUGGGUAUCAACUAUAACCAGAAUCAUGUGCUUUUUCAAAGGGACCAGCAUAGUCCACAUGAAUUCUCUGCCAUGGCUCUGUGGGCCAUUCCCAUGGGUGGACUGGGACAGGAGCAGGCAUGUGAAGGGUUUCCAAACAUCCGCUACAGUUCUUCGCCAUGUUUUCUAUCUGUUGGUCCAGACCGGGUCACCGGUCUAGCUCCUUGCGAGCAGCUUCAUUUGGACAAUUCCAACAUGACCUUCAUGUAGUUGCUGCAAAACCUGAUGUUGGCAUUUCUGGGGUAUCAUGACUCUCAUUCCCCACAUCAAAUAUCCUUGGUACGUUGUAAUUUCGUUUCUCCGCUGGAAAUAUGGAGUCAGCUCCUUUCUGCCUGUAGCUGGCCAUACUGACAUGGUGUAUGUGUACACUUUUGACAAGGUCACAUCUUUCCUUGUCUCCUGUUUGAUAACUGUACUUGUGACCGGUAGUGCCUCGAGCUGAGCGGUAUGGAAAAUGUCCACUGCAUCCACCCUCCUUUGUCUUUCUCUUGUACACGGCAGUCUGGAUAAUCCAUCUGCAUUUGUGUGGAGGGACGACGGCUUAAACUCAAUGUCAUACAUAUGACUGGCAAGGAACAAGGCUGUAACCUGGCUGCUGUCAUUGCCGGAAUGCCUUUCUUUGGGCUGAAAAUGGAAAGCAACGGCUGGUGAUCCGUAACCAGUGUGAAACGCUUGCCAUAUAGGUAUGCGUGGAAUUUCUUGACGCCCCACACUAGCGCCAGUGCUUCUUUGUCGAUUUGUGAGUCGUUUUUCUCUGCAUCAUUCAACGUUCAUGACGCAAAUGUAACUGGCCUCUCUGACCCAUCUUUCAGUGUGUGUGAAAGGACGGCCCCUAAGGCAUAAGGGGGCGCAUUUACAAGCCAACUUCACUGGCAGUUCAGGGUCGUAAUGCAUAAGGACCCGUUCAGAUGUGAUGAGCCGUUUUGCCUCAAGAAACACAUUUUCAUACUGUUCUGUCCACCGCCGUGUCCUGUUCUUUUCCAGGAGCUGAUUUAGAGGCUGGAGUACUGCUGAAAGGUUUGGGAGGAAUCUUCUGUAGUAAUUGAUCAGUCCCGUAAAAGAUAUCACUUCUGUGAUAUUUUGUGGUCGUGGUGCCUCUACCACUGCAUCGAUUUUGUCCUGUGUUUUAUGCAAUCCAUUGCGGUCAAUUUCAUGUCCACAGAAGACAAUCUUGUCUUUGAAGAACUCACACUUCUGUAAGUUUGUCUUUUCAGGACCUCUUCCAGGUUAGCCAGGUGCUCUUUGUCGGUGUGUCCUGUUAUGAUCAUGUCACCCAGGAUACACUGGGUUCCUGGGAUUCCUUGCAAAAUCUGGUCAGUAGUUCGUUGCCAAAUGGCUGGGGCUGAUGCAAUGCCAAAAACCAGGCGGUUAUACCUGUAUAGACCUUUGUGUGUGUUUAUUGUCAGGUACUGUUUGGAGCUCUCUUCAACCGGUAGCGGCAGGUAAGCCUGUUUCAGAUCGAUUUUACUGAAGUGUUUCCCACCAGCUAGUGCAGCAAAGAUGUCAUCCAGAUGUGGCAGGGGGUAUUGGUCCACAUGCAACAUUGAAUUCACAGUUUCCUUGAAGUCCCCACACAUUCUAACAGACCCGUCUUUCUUUAUAAUAGGAACUAUGGGUGUGGCCCAUUCGCUUCUGUCCACUUUCGUCAGGAUCCUGCAAGCGAUCGAUUUCCGCUUCCACCUUUGGUCUCAGGGAGUAUGGAACAGAUCUGGCUUUGCAGAUUUUUGGGGUUGCGUCAUCUCUUAGUACAAAUUUUGCUGUGAAGCCUUUUACUGUUCCCAUCUGAUCACUGAAAACUGUGUUGUAUUUCUUCCGCAAGUGUUCCAGUGUUUGGUCUGUGCCUUUCUCUUUGGACUGGAACGUGUGGAGCAUUUUCAAGUCACACCAGUUCAGCUUUAUUUUUUUAAAGCCAUUCCCUGCCAAAUAAUGGGGGCCAGUUCCAGGCACCACAUACAGCUGUAACUGCUGUGUUUGCUCCCCAUAACUCACUCUGACCUGCAACGCCCCCAUUGGGCUCAAUCUCUCUCCUGAGUAGGUCUUCAGCAACACAUUUGUGUUCUUCAGCUUGAUAGCCUUGAAGUGCUCAUUGUAGACAGUAGUGGAAAUUAUAAACUGCAGAUCCUGUGUCCAGCUCCAUUUUAAGGGGUUUGCCUUCGAUUUCUGGUGUCACCCAUAUUAUGCUACUGCUGGGAGAAGUCAUUGUGUUUAACUCCAUUGUACCAAUUAAUCGUUCAUCUGAAUCACUGCCACUGUUCUCUGCUAGUGCAUUCACAGACCCUUUCAUUUUCUCAGUUUUCCUGUUGUGACUGAAUUUUGCUCUGCAUGCUCUUUAAAUGUGCCCCCUUCUACUGCAUUUGUGACAAAUUUCGUCUUUGAAAUGGCAGUCCUCUGCUCUGUGACCAUCUCUAUCACACCUGUUGCUUUUUUUCGGCCACACACUGUCGGCUGCGUGAAAACUUGUGCAGGGAAGUUUGUGAUAGGUUAGUAUUUCUUUUACUUUGCAACUCAAAUGCAUCUUUAGUUGCGAUUUCCAUAGCCAUAGCAAUUUCAACAGCCUUUGCAAAGGUGAGAUCUGAUUCUGUGAGCAAACGUUUUUGAAUGUGUUCAUGUUUCUGUCCACAAACAAAUCUAUCCCUUAAUGUGUCAUUUAGGUUCUCUCCAAACUGGCAAUGUUCAGACAGUUUAUUCAACUCUGCUACAUAUGUACUAACACCCUCCCCCUCAUUCUGAUCUCUCUUGUGGAAACAAAAAUGUUCCGCGAUGAAGAGUGGUUUAGGUGAUAGGUGAUUUUGCAAUAUCUCCACAAUCUCUGUGAAUGUUUUUAUUGGAGGGCUUCAGAGGGGCAGUCAGAUCUCCACGCUGGUACUCUCUUGUUAUCAGCAAUGUUGUUUGCAAUGAAGUACUGUUCCAGUCGUUCAAUGUAAGUUGCCCAAUUUUCAUCAAACACAUCUAUUUUUCCUAUGCUAGCCAUUCUCUUUAGCUCCGGCUCCACGGGUCUUUGUUCUGCCGCCUCGUUCUCGGCAGCUCUCCCCUCGUCAUCACUGCUUGCUAGCUGUUGUGCUACAAGGUCAAAAUCUUCCUCUCUUCCUACCAGCUCCAUCUGCAUUCGUGAUGCACACUGCAAGUAAUUAUCCUCGUUGCCAUUGUAGUGUCUUAGCUCUUGUCACUUAUUUAUAUAAUAAGAAAGACUCUGAAUACAAGAAAUUGAACUGGAGCUUCACAUUUACUAAAAACGAGUUAACAUAGAACGUACCAGAAUAACAUAGAACAACACUGCGCACGAUCAAGGGUGCUCCAUUCUUAAAGGGGUUCAGUAAUUAACAGAACAUAACAUGUAGGAACUGGGUUCUACAGUUUGAACCCCUGCUGUGUCUGCCCCCCCCCCCCAUCUAGAUGUGUGAAGGUUAGUGUCUUUUCUGUACGGAAGCUAAUUAUCCAUCAUUUAUGACAUUCCUGGGAGUGUGUAAACUUACAUUUUUUUAUUACCAUAUCAUUUUUGUAUGUUCUCUAUAGUUAUGUACUUGAAAAUGUAUCAAUUGACCAAUUCGGCAGACUUGAUACAACAUUUUGAACAGUAAUGCAAUGGUUCAUUGGAUCAGUAUAAAACGUUGCACAUACACUGCUGCCAUCUAGUGACCAAAAUCUAAAUUGUGCCUAGACUCCUAAGUGAUAUAAUGGCCUUUCUCUUGCAUUUCAAAGAUGAUGAAUUAUCUAUAUUAUCUUUUACCAGAUCUAAUGUGUUGUAUUCUCCUACAUUAAUUUCAAAUUUCCACAAACUUUAAAGAGUUUAUUUUCAAAUGGAUGUUUUCUGAUUUAAUCUGAAUUUCUGUAUAUUGUAAAAUUUCUUUUUCAAGAUGAAUUGAGCUUCUCUUGCCCCUCUGACUGUUUUAACAUUGACAGUGUAGGUUUGUGCAUUUUGAGAGAGACAAUAAUUAUUCUUUUUCAUAACUGAUGGUGUGUAAAACUGAGCUUUACAAAUAAUUCAGAGAAUAAUUUUGCAUGUCCUGUAUACUAUGAUACUAUAACUUUAUUAACAAUCUUGCUAAACAUGACUAAAACGGUCUCAAAUAAACGAAACAUUUUAAA